AUGGGCACGACCAAGUUAGCGAGCGGGCACCAAGCACGCCUCACGGGCCGGGGUCAGCUGCCAGUGGAGAAGGGCGGACGGGUGUUCUUCGACAGUCUACUCGGAGCCCCGGCGCCGCGCCUGUGGAGGUCGCGAGAACCUGCGGUGCGCUUGGGCCCUCGGCGCGUGCGAGAGUCGAGAGGAACGCGCCACCUCUUGACGUGGCCGGGCAUAUCGAUGGAGACAUCGACGCUGCAUUGCACACGUAUCCCCCUACUUAAGUAUUCGCGCCAGGUCGAUGACGACGCAGGCGAGCGGCGGCGCUGGGAGCACGUGUCGCUCCAGCCGCUUGCGUGCUGCGUAUCAGCAGUCGUGGGUCCCUCCAACGAGCCCUCGGAGCAGAAGCUCACCGUCGAGUGGAGUCCGCGUACCGGCGCAUACGCGCCUGACGCUGCCCCGGUUCGGCUACUGCACUUUCGCACGCGCACGGACGUCCCGCGUCUCUUGGCGCUGCUGCAAGACACGUGUGCAUGUGCACCCGCCGAGCCAGGCAUACUACGCACACCACCAGGCACAGGGAUCGCGUCCGCGCCACCCAGCACACCACCGGCACCGCGCGGCGGAUGGACCACCGAGAUAUGGACGCCCCCGCCACGGCGCUCAGCUCGACUGGGCGCGACGCCGAGUGCGCGAUCGUCACUGGCCAUGACGGCGGCAGGCGAGUCUGAAGCGACGCGGUCCACGGGACGACGGCGCAGCGAGGGGCCGCUACGCACGCGGUCCAACACCAACAUGGAAUCCAUGGCGCGCCGUGCGCGCAAGAAGAAUGCCAGCUCCACGAAGAUCCACGACAGUCGGCGGGCUAGCGAGACCGUGCAAAACGAGAGCGAGUCCCACUGGGAGAGCUCGAGCGACGAUGAGACGCACGACGGCGCGCUGCAGCUCGACAUGCACGCAACGCGACCUGCGAAGGAGAUAGGAGGACUUCGGCGGAGUGAGAGCCCCGAGUCACUCGUGCACCACCACGCUCCAAGCCACAUGGCGCAGCCGUCCGCCGAUCUCGGCGAGGAGGCUCUGUCGCCGCGCUCGGUGCCAGGCGCGCCGCCGGCCCUGCCCAAUGUGGCGACGCCAUCCAAGUCCGCGGCGGAUUUGCGCCUCGGCUCGGAGCCACACGGCUCGCCGCGCUCGCUCCGCUCGUCGUCGUCUGUGCGGUCGGUGCACUCGCUGCUAGCGGGACAUGCUGGCAGUGGUAUCAGCGUCGGUGUGUCAACGACGCCCGUGCGCCCUGUGCUCAAUACGACACCCGUGGUCGGCGGCCACCACGGGACACAUGGCUUCUCGACGGGUCCUGACUCGUCGGGCGAGCACGAGGUGCGGCACCGCCCGCUCCGGCGCUCCACGAGCAGCUCGCUCCGUGCGCAGCCGGGUCGUAUGGACGCGGCGAUGGCGUGGUCGUCGGCGCCUACGUUGCCGCGCACCUGGAGCAUGCAAGCGCUGCAGCCUGCCGAGGCCGGCGGCCUGACAAGCAGCGCGUCGCGCGACCAGCUCGCGCACUUACUGGCAGGCAGCGCGCGCCGGUCGUCUGCCUCGUUGGCGACGCUUCUGGGCGGUGCGCGCGUGAGCGAGCGUGCCGCCAAGCCAGUCGUCUCCAAGUUUGCGCAUGCGCAGCAGCAAUUCGACAUGCACGCCACCCAGGCGUGGGUGCUGCCCUCGUCGGACGAGACGCCGGGACGUGUCGUCAGUGUGGACGUGCCGCCCGGCUCCGUGUACAGCGCGUCGUUUGCGGAGCGCGUCGUGGCGCAGAUGACGCACCGUCCGCCGCUGGAUGAGCCGCGGCCAGCGCCAGACAGUGGCGCGCCGCUGCCGUAUCGCUACCUGCUGGACUUUGGGCUGAGCGGCCCGCCGAUCGAUCGCACUGCCCUCGGGCCGGCUGCGCUGACGCCGCGGCUGGGCGCAGGCCUCCCGCCGGCGGGCGCCGCGGCCGAGGGGCGCGAGGCAGCGCAGGACAAGAUGCUCGUGCCCGACUCGACGACGACGCUGGGCCCCAACAUGAUUCCCUUCCACUUUAUCCAUGCGCUGACGUCCACGAUGGAGAGCGCUCUCGCGCUUGAUCCGGCGGAGGUGCCUGCGAUGGCGUCGCUGCUGCCCGGCGCGGCGGAACGCCUGGACGAGAGCGGCUCCAUACGGUGA
Messenger RNA from Malassezia sympodialis ATCC 42132, 2169 nucleotides. RefSeq lists its product as uncharacterized. The record is from RefSeq and is a predicted model, not a curated record. The transcript has 4 exons. NCBI's taxonomy places the organism in Eukaryota, Fungi, Basidiomycota, Malasseziomycetes, Malasseziales, Malasseziaceae. The coding region runs from base 1 to 2169 and encodes 722 amino acids.